CCGUCAUGUUAGGGUUUCAUCUGUUUACUGUAGAGGCUAUAGCCUCAGGUCAGAAAGCAAUAGGAAGGAAGGCUGCAGAAAAUCAGAAAGUCGAGUUAAGAUUUAACAACAAAUAUCUAAGUUUUUACAAUAGAAAAUGUCUGAUAAAAAGGCUGGGGAAACCUCUGAAAGGAAACCAUCAAACAACAAGAAUAUUAGGAAGCUGCGAGCUGUGAGCAUGGUGUGCAGCCUGACUAGCAGUUGGCAGCAGUGGGUGGUGGAGAAUGAGAAGAAGCAAGCCAGCGAGCCCACUGGAUGGGCUCCGUCUUCUCUCCAAGAACUACCCGAGGAACCAAAGAAGACGUGGACCCCCAAAAAGCCUCCUUCUACCCCAACUUUCUUAACUCCAGAGAAGCUUGCAGAGACUCCAGUGUCACCAUCUAAAGGAGCAUCCAUAGAUGAGGACAUCAAGAUCUCAGAGGAGGCCCAUCUUGCAUCUCCCAUCAAAACAAAGCAGGUGGUGAAGACUGUAUCCGGCAGUGUUCAGGAGAAAGGCACAGGUGUUAGCCACCUGGCUGAGAAGAUCAAGAGGGACUCUCUUCCACCCGAUGAAGAGAUUGACCGACUGCUAAAGAAGAAGAGCUCCCCAACGCGCCGCAGGAAGUGCUCCAACAUGGUGUCUUCUUUGACAAAAAGCUGGAAGCAAAUUGAGAAUGACAGGAAGGCUGGAAAAGAAGGAGGAGAUGGUCUCAGCUGUGGGCAAGGAGAGAAGGAGAAGGACAGACCAAAGGACCAGGAUGUUCAGACAAACAAUAUGUCUGUCUCAAAAUCCGGGGAGCAAAGUGACUCUGAGGAGGAAUCUGUCAAGAUAAAAAGACCCCAAGUCUCAGUAUACAAAAAAGAAGCCGAGGAUGCCAACAAAAUCAAUGCCCUUUCUAAGAAGCACAGUGCUGUUGGAAACCUGAAGAGCCGCUGGCAAAACUGGGCCGUGGAGCACACAGUUAACCAGAAACUGAACCCAUUCAGUGAAUACUUUGACUAUGAUUACUCCAUGUCGCUAAGACUGCAGAAGGGUGAGGAGGGCUACGGACGUCCAAAGGAAGGUACAAAGACCGCAGAGAGGGCCAAACGAGCCGAGCAGCAUAUCCACCGUGAGAUAGACGACAUGUGCUACGUGAUCAGGACUAUGGCUGAUCCAGAUCCGGACGGGAAAACCCGUGUCACAUUUGGACAGCUUUUUGACAGAUAUGUCCGGAUUUCUGAUAAGGUUGUGGGGAUUCUGAUGAGAGCCCGGAAGCACGGAAAGGUGGCGUUUGAAGGGGAGAUGCUGUGGCAGGGCCGGGAUGAUGGAGUCAUUAUUACUCUCUUGGUCUGACACUUUCACCUGAUGAUGCUGAAGCUUCAGACACUUAAAAGCUUGUUGGAGCCAUCACUGCAGAUACCUCAAGAAGACAUUUGCUGCUAUUCUAAGAUACUCCAACUUGAUUUUUAUUCUUUGUUGUGUUGUUGAGAUUUUCUAAGACUUAUUUUGGAAAAACUUGGAAAUACUCCAAUGCUUUUACACCUGACUUUAGGAGGAAAGGUCAACAUUUAACCUCUGAAAUCUGUGUUUAGAGUACUUUGAACUGAAGACUCAUUAGACCUUUGCACUUUAUUAACAGCUUUCAACACUAGGGAUAAAUGUCAUUCUUUUUAUUGCAACUCUCUCACCUUUUAUGUUUAUGUGGGUAAUAACUAGUUACAUUCACUCAAGUACUUUUUCAACAAUUUACUUUAGAGAAUAGUUUUUCUCCAACAUACGUUUUACUUGAAUGAUAUUAUUAUGAUGUAUCACUAUUUUUACUUGACGGAAAUCUUUGUCUGUUCUAACCAGUGGGAUUCAUUUCAGUGAAAGAAGAGCAAAGCUAGUUUGAAGCAAAAAGGUUCCAGACACACAGUUAAGGUUUGCAUCAAAAUUGAUAUAGAUAUAAAUGUUCUAACAUGUAUUCAACACAUACUGUUAGAGUUUUUUUAGAAUUUUAGAAAAUGUUUCUUCUGGAUAAAUCAGUUAUUUUGCAAUUAUGCUAUUUAUUUUAUAUAAAUAUACGUACUUGAACAUGCUUAUUUAAAAAUGAAAAAAAGGUAAAGACAUAUUGAAUAAAUGAAUGAAGUCAUCUCAGACAGGGCACGGUUCAAAUCCCAACCCUGUUCAUGUAUGGGCUUUCACGAAAAUCAUAACUACUAGGUUGAUUGGUGGGUCUAUAUGCUGCUUAGGUGUUAGUUUGUGUAUAUGAGUUUGUAUUUAUGUGUUACCUUGCCUUUUGUCUCACUGAUCUAAUCAAGUCUGUUCUUUAAGCUUAAAGAGUUUUAUGAAACAAAAAAAAUGAAUAAAAUGUAUAUUUGCAUUUGACUGGUGGAAAUUCAAAACCAUCCACUCAGACAAACUAAGACUAACUAGAAUACUACAGUAUAGUGAACUGUGGUCAUGUGAUCACAGUGAUAACUCAGUUUUUAAGUCAUCAUUUUAAAAAUGUGUUGAAAUGUAAUAAAACUCCAUGAUCUGUUCCAGGGCCAUCA
This is a messenger RNA of Cyprinodon tularosa, 2535 nucleotides long. RefSeq names its product actin binding Rho activating protein b (gene abrab). The record is from RefSeq and is a predicted model, not a curated record. Bases 137 to 1354 code for a protein of 405 amino acids. Gene Ontology annotation, biological process: positive regulation of Rho protein signal transduction; positive regulation of transcription by RNA polymerase II. Gene Ontology annotation, cellular component: sarcomere. The transcript has 2 exons. Gene Ontology annotation, molecular function: actin binding. Lineage: Eukaryota; Metazoa; Chordata; Actinopteri; Cyprinodontiformes; Cyprinodontidae.